Messenger RNA from Meloidogyne enterolobii, 498 nucleotides. The record is from the annotation of a GenBank genome assembly. NCBI's taxonomy places the organism in Eukaryota, Metazoa, Nematoda, Chromadorea, Rhabditida, Meloidogynidae.
AUGUUGCGUUGGACAUCAGUUCGUCGACGUUCAAGUUAUUGGGAGCCUUUCGAAUUAAAACAGCGUUAUGCAUUUAAUCAAAAUUCUUCUUUAUCACAUGACUUUCGUCCAGCCUCGGCUCGAUCUUCUUUUGGACAAGUAGCUAAUACACCAACAAAACGACAAUUUAGACGUGCUUUGACCAUGAAUGCUGAUAGAAGAAAAACAGAAAAUGAAGAUGAAAUUGACAACAUAGAAGCCCCUCCAGAUGACCCACAUCAACCAUUAAAUUCUUUCCAAUUAUUUAAUAAAAAAGAGAAACAACGAAGAUAUAGUUUAUGGACAGAAAGAUAUUCUUUAGAUUAUUUAAAACAAAAGAAAAUUAAAACAAAAAUGGUUAUUUUAUCAAGAGAAGAAGAGGAAAAGGAAGAGGAAGAAGAGGAAAUAAAUGAAGAUAAUAAUGUAAAAGAAGAGAAUUUGCGUAAAAGAAUGCAGCAAAGAAGGAGAAGAUUGGGUUAA